AUGAAUCAUGGGUCAGAUUUUUUUUUUUUUUUUUUUUUUUUUUUAUUGCCCCAAUUUGAUUCAGUUCUCCUUCAUCUAUUAAGUUUUGGUAUUCAAAAACAAAGUUUUAAAGUAUUAAAAGGAAAUUUGAAAGAAAAAACAAUGAUGAUAUUUGAUUCUUUUUUAGGAGGAAAAAACAAACAAACUCUAAGUGGUCCAGUUAAAACAACGUUUUUGGCACCAACCACAACAAGCUCACCAACAGUGGGAAUUGUAAAUGGUACAGUUGGAUUUAGACCUUAA
Molecule: messenger RNA, 282 nt
Organism: Dictyostelium discoideum AX4
Lineage: Eukaryota; Evosea; Eumycetozoa; Dictyosteliales; Dictyosteliaceae
Exons: 3
Coding region: 1-282 (93 amino acids)
Source: RefSeq, a predicted model, not a curated record